Molecule: messenger RNA, 1080 nt
Organism: Histoplasma mississippiense
Lineage: Eukaryota; Fungi; Ascomycota; Eurotiomycetes; Onygenales; Ajellomycetaceae
Exons: 3
Coding region: 1-1080 (359 amino acids)
Biological process (GO): nucleotide-excision repair, DNA damage recognition; UV-damage excision repair; nucleotide-excision repair involved in interstrand cross-link repair
Cellular component (GO): nucleotide-excision repair factor 1 complex
Molecular function (GO): damaged DNA binding
Source: RefSeq, a predicted model, not a curated record
AUGGAAGCUCAUCAGAAAACGGACUCUCCGCCGAAGGCAGGUUUCUCUACCAUUUUCAACACUCAAACGCCAUUAACACCUGAACAACUUCGCAGAAUUGAAGUACGUCGGAUGAAAGCUAAGGUACUCCGGGAACAAGAAGAUGCCGCAGUGCGAUCUGGUUCGUUGCCUAGCAGCUCGGCCACACCUGGACAGAAACGGCCAUCUUCAGCGAUAUCUCCUCCAAAACCUCGUUCGAGCUCCCGUGAUACAAGAUAUAAUAAAUCAGAUGGACGAUCACUCGAUGAGAUUCGUCCAGCUCGUAACUUUUCUAAGUACGUGGAAUUCGACUUGAGUAAAAUGACGGACACCAAAGGUGGAUUUUUAACGGCGGAGGAUGAUCCCCAUAACAAGGUUUUAUAUUCCGGCGAGAGGGAUGAGAAGCCUACUCAAAUGACAUUCAAAGAAUGGGAGCGAUAUCAACUAUUACGGUCACUACAGCGAGACAAGGCAGGACCCUUCGAACCAGGGCUAAGUGUGCUCAAUACGACAGAGCAGAAAUCAUGUCGAGAGUGCGGCAGCAUAGAGAUCGACUGGAAAUGGGAAGAGACAUUACGCUGCGCCGUUUGCAAUCCCUGCAAGGAGAAGUUCCCUGAGAAAUAUAGUCUACUCACGAAGACGGAAGCCAAAGAAGAUUAUCUAUUGACAGACCAGAGGCCAAACCCCCAUAAAGCAACAUGGAAUAACAUGAUGCUGUACUUGCGAUUCCAAGUCGAGCAGUAUGCGUUCUCCCCGAAGAAGUGGGGAUCACCUGAGGCUUUGGACGCUGAGUUUGAGAAGCGAGGGGCUGCGAAAAAGCGGCAGAGAGAAGCUAAGUUCAAAUCGAAACUGCACGAUCUGAAGAAACGAACUAGGGUUGAAGCGUACCGAAGAAGCCGGCAGGCUGCGGCAGAAGCAGGGUCAGGAGAGCAUUUUGGGGACGAUCUUGGCAGCGGCAAACAUGUACAUCAAUGGAGAAGGCUUGUUGAUAACCCGGAGACGGGUAUAGGGGUAAAGGCAUGCGUUCAUUGUGCAAUGGAGAUUGAAGAACUUGAGUUCUGA